Messenger RNA from Entrophospora sp. SA101, 813 nucleotides. The record is from the annotation of a GenBank genome assembly. NCBI's taxonomy places the organism in Eukaryota, Fungi, Glomeromycota, Glomeromycetes, Entrophosporales, Entrophosporaceae.
AUGCUAUUGAAAACCUCGAAUAUCAAUAAAAUAUUUUUAAUUCUAGAAUUAACGCAAAUACCAUUUGCAUACAAUUUAAUUUACACGGUUCUUAUAGUUUCAUUGGUUAUCAUUAUCUGUAAUUUUAUUGGAUGUGCAUACAUUAUUUUACGUACAUACCUAAGAUGGAGGAAAUCUCGUUCAGCAAUUCCUAUGUCACUUAGAUUUCCAUAUUAUAUUGCUUUGACAGGUAAAUUAGGGUAUGGUGCAGCCUAUAGAGAGCCUCUAGAAUCUCCGGCUUGUGAAGUAAUUAGUUCAUUAUUAGUUUUUUCAACAGCUUUAACUAUACAUUUGGUUGCUGCUAUAUCAGUCACUACCUGGUUGAGAGUGGUUAGAGAAGUGAAUAUUGAUUUUGGGAAGUACGAUUAUAAAUUAUGGGUACCAGUAUUUUCAAUAGCUAUCAUUGAUAUGUCACUUUCAGUUCGUGGUACUCCAAAACAGAAAUAUUGGUGUGCACCUGAUGAAAGCAAUGAAAUUUUUUCAACGAUGAUUGUUGUGUCAAUAUUAUCAUUAUUAUCGAUUAUAAUAUUUUGUUAUCUUUAUGUUUUAAUUUUAAUUAAAAAGGCUGAUCAUAACAGUAGUAUUAGUAAUGGUAGCGAAGGUACAACAAUAAGCAAUAGUUUAUUAAAAGAUAAACUUGAAAGAAAGGUUUACAAAAAAGUUAUGACCUAUAUUUUAGUGUUUAUUUUACAAUAUACUUCUGCCUUGAUUAAUAAGAUAGCAAACCUUUUGAAUCAUAAAUAUGAACUUUUAGCUAUAAUUGCUCUAGGCUAA